This is a messenger RNA of Lotus japonicus, 2690 nucleotides long. Its product is annotated as U-box domain-containing protein 34. NCBI's taxonomy places the organism in Eukaryota, Viridiplantae, Streptophyta, Magnoliopsida, Fabales, Fabaceae. The transcript is spliced from 9 exons. Gene Ontology annotation, biological process: protein ubiquitination; protein phosphorylation. The record is from RefSeq and is a predicted model, not a curated record. Gene Ontology annotation, molecular function: ubiquitin-protein transferase activity; ATP binding; protein kinase activity. Bases 115 to 2439 code for a protein of 774 amino acids.
AGAAAACUAUAAACUCAAAGGUAGAGAACAGAACACAGUGAAGAAGGUAGUAAGUCAAUUCAUUACUCAUCCAUCAAACAUACACCCACCCCACUUGUCCUUUCUUACAGAAAAAUGGCCACCCUGAGAUCGGUUGCUGUCGCCGUCAGUGGCGGCUCCGGCGCCGCCAAGGGUAGCCGGCGAGCUGUUCAGUGGGCGGUGGACAAUCUCGUGCCUCAAGCAGAUAGGUUCAUCUUAGUUCACGUCAUCCCCAGAAUCUCUUCAAUUCCAACCCCAACUGGAGAGUAUAUUCCCGUUUCGGAAGCAGAUGCCGAUGCCUUUGCAACUUAUGUGGAGGAUGUGAAACAAAAGUCUGAACAAGUCUUUGUUCCAUUCAAGAAGCUCUGCGAAUCAGAGAUGAUGGAAACCAUGCUGCUAGAAGACGAUAAUCCUGCAAAUGCACUUCUUGGAUUUGUCUCAGAGUCCGGGGUCCAAACUUUAGUGCUGGGUGACUCGUCAAAUUUCAUUACAAGGAAGCUAAAAGGACCUGGGAUACCAAAUACCAUUCUAAGAUGUGCUCCUGACAGCUGUGAUGUAUAUGUUGUAUCUAGAGACAGAAUUAUAUCAAAUUUAGCUGAUUCUUCAUCUUCAAAUCCUCAUGUUUCUGGUUUUCUUAUUUUUCCUUCAACAGAGACUAGCACAAGCUACUUCAUGUCUACUCAAGUAAAUAAAGCAAACUAUGGUGCUGGCUUUGGUGGAGAAAUGUCUGGAAUUAAUUCAUCCUCAAUGGAACCCAAAAUUCUAAAAAAUUUCAGAUUUUUAUCAUUAUCAGACCGUAGUUACAUUGGUCUGCAAACAAAUAGUCGUAGGAGUUCUUUUGAGAAUUCUAUCCAAAAUGAAGAAGAAAUUCCAGAAUACAUCGGAGAUGAUGUUGAAACUAUUAGCCUCCACUCAUUUGAUUCCAUUGCUUCUGCACAACUGGAACAGUUAGGCAUGCAAGAAGAAGCAGAACGGCUGCAGCUGGAGUUGCGGAAUACCAUUGCCAUGUACAGACAGGUUUGUGAAGACCUAGCUCGUGCUCAAAGCAAGGCCUCUUUACUUUCUUCUGAGUCUCUUGAAGAUUCUAAAAGAAUAAAUGCUUCCCUGAAAAGAGAGGAGAAUUUGAGAAAGAUUGCUGCUGAGGAGAAAACAAAGUAUUUAGAAGUCAAGAAGGAACUUGAGGAGGCAAAAAAUGUGCUUGCCAAAGAAUCAUAUGAAAGACAGAUGGCUGAGCUUAAUGUCCUUAAAGAAUCCAUAGAAAAACAGAGAAUUGUGGAUACAUUGCUCUCUAAGGACCGGAGAUACCGAAUGUACAGCAUGGAUGAAUUCAAGACAGCGACAAACAACUUCUCAGAGGACUUGAUGAUUGGUGAAGGUGGGUACGGGAAAGUAUACAAGUGCAAUCUUGAUCACACACCAGUGGCUGUAAAGGUUCUGCAUCAUGAUGCAAUCAACAAGAAAGAGGAGUUUCUAAAAGAGGUUGAGAUUCUCAGUCAGCUACACCAUCCAAAUAUGGUUUUGUUACUUGGAGCCUGUCCUGAGAAUGGUUGCCUUGUUUAUGAAUACAUGGAAAAUGGAAGCCUUGAAGACUACAUUCUCAGCAAAAAUGCAAAACCACGACUUCCUUGGUUUAUUCGAUUUCGUAUUGUUUUUGAAAUGGCUUGUGGCCUUUCAUUCUUGCACAACUCGAAGCCAGAGCCCGUUGUUCACAGAGAUUUAAAACCUGGCAAUAUCUUGUUAGACAGAAAUUAUGUGAGCAAAAUUUCAGACGUUGGUUUAGCUAAACUCCUUUUCGAAGUUGUGCCUGACAAUAUUACAGAGUACAGAGAGUCGGUGCUUGCUGGUACUAUCCACUACAUGGACCCGGAAUAUCAGAGAACCGGCACUGUUAGACCAAAAUCAGAUGUAUAUGCUUUUGGAGUUAUAACUCUCCAGCUAAUAACUGCUCGCCAUGCACGUGGACUCAUUUUGACUGUUGAAGAUGCGAUCACAAAUGGCUCCUUCCGUGAUAUUUUAGAUAAAUCAGCUGGAGAUUGGCCCCUGGAUGAGACAUUAGAAUUAGCUCAAAUUGGCCUUAAAUGCACUGCACUUAGAUGCAGAGAUAGACCUGAACUUGACACUGAAGUUCUUCCACUUCUCAAAAGACUUUCUGAUAUGGCAAAUGCUAGUGAAAAGAUGGGAAGAAGUAGUACAUGCACGCCAAGCCAGUAUUAUUGUCCAAUCCUUCAGGAAAUUAUGGAUGAGCCGCAUAUUGCUGCAGAUGGUUUCACUUAUGAGUACAGAGCAAUCAAGGCAUGGCUCAGCAAGCACAAUGUAUCACCAGUGACAAAGGUUAAACUCCAGCAUUCUGAGUUAACUCCAAACCACACUUUACGUUCUGCCAUUCAGGAGUGGAAGUCAGGAGCAACCUCUCUUUAUUAGCAUGCUGUGAAUUCCUUCCCUCUCAUCUCAAUCUACUUUUACUGGAAGCAUAAAAAUUGUUUGAAAUUGAAUUGUACAAAAGUUUUGUAUAACAAUUUUCGGAAUAUAGAUGCUCAUGCUGCAAAUUGUUUUCAUAGAGAUUGUAUAGAAGCUUUUCUUAAGCCAUUGUAUUCAGCCAAAUUACUGACAUUUGUUGCAUAAGAAUGUAAGUUUAUUAUAGAUGAAAUAAUAACAGUUAAGAUAUUCAUGUA